AUGUUUAGUAAAGUUCUAUUUUUAUUUAUUAUUAUAUUCUUCAACCAAUACAUUCAUUUAAUUAAUUGUGAAUGUCCACCGAAUUUUGUAACUAAACCAUGUUCAUGUAAAUCUGUUAUACCAUCUCAUACUUAUUUAUUAUUUGAUGAUAAUAAUCCUGAAAAAAUUACUAGACAGAAUAAAUCAAUUAUAUGUGAACAUAUACACAAAUCAUCAUUUGAUAUACAAGUAAUAUUUUCAAAACUUACUUCAUUUAAUAAUAUAAUAUCUAGUGAUGAUGAAAAUGCAAUGCAUUUUGAUAGUUUUCUUUUAUAUAAUACAACGAUAAAACAUUUACCUGAAAAUGUUUUUAUUAAUAUAACAUUUAAAAGUUUAAUAUUUCAAGAUAAUUUUCAAUUAACAACAAUUGAUAAAAAUGCUUUUUCUUAUUUUAAAAAUCAUGUUGAAAUAUUUCAAACAUUAAAUACAAAUUUAUCUGAUAGUGAUACUAUAUUUUCAAUAAUACAACAAUUUCGAUAUUUACGCCGUCUUAGUAUGCAUAAUGAUCGUUUAAAAUAUAUACCAAAUUAUGCAUUUAAUCAUAGUCAUUUAACUCAUAUAUGGUUUGGUCUUGAAUAUUCAAAUAGAAGUCAACCAAUUGCAACAAUUGGUGAUUAUGCUUUUUAUAAUUUACCAAACUUACAAUUUUUACGUAUAUUUUCACCUAACUUAACAAAAAUAAAUAAAUAUGCAUUAGCUCAACGAAAUCGAUCGAUAUUAAAUAAUGGUAUAUCAAAUAUGUUAGAAAUAUAUCUUGGUGGUGAAAUGUUAAAUUCAACUAGUUUUGAAUUAACAUCAUUAAGUCGUUUUCGAAAUCGUUUUGUAUUUAUACGUUUUUAUCAUACAAAUAUAACAUAUUUAGAUGAAAAUGUUUUUCAACCUUUUCUUGAAUCAAAUCCAGCAUCAUUAAUUGAUAUUAAUCCAACAAAUGUUUUAUUCAAAUGUGAUUGUCGUUCAGCAUGGAUUCAAUAUGAUUAUUUUAAAAAUAUUGAUCGAAUGGAUAAUAGAGUCUAUGGUUAUCAAUGUUGGGAAUAUGAUUUUACAAAAAACUGUCCAUAA
This is a messenger RNA of Rotaria sp. Silwood1, 1098 nucleotides long. Lineage: Eukaryota; Metazoa; Rotifera; Eurotatoria; Philodinida; Philodinidae. The record is from the annotation of a GenBank genome assembly.